Molecule: messenger RNA, 2480 nt
Organism: Hyalella azteca
Lineage: Eukaryota; Metazoa; Arthropoda; Malacostraca; Amphipoda; Hyalellidae
Gene: Tfb1
Product: general transcription factor IIH subunit 1-like
Exons: 12
Coding region: 15-1556 (513 amino acids)
Biological process (GO): transcription by RNA polymerase II; transcription by RNA polymerase I; nucleotide-excision repair
Cellular component (GO): transcription factor TFIIH core complex; transcription factor TFIIH holo complex
Source: RefSeq, a predicted model, not a curated record
CCAACUUUCAAACUAUGAGUGAUAAAUCAGAAGAUAUUUUGCUUCAGAUUAAUGAUGUUAAGUAUAAAAAAAAUAAUGGACAACUCUGCAUUGCUCAUAAGAAGAUUGGAUGGAUUAUGGACAAGACAGACAGUUUUGCUGUUAGUGUUCCAUAUACAACUAUCAAGACUCAAAAGAUAUCUCCUGAGGGUAAGCCUAAGGUGCAACUACAAAUCAUCCUCAAUGAUCAGUCAACGCAUAUUUUUCAUUUCACUAACCCAAGUGGAAGAGAAAAACAAGUGGAAGAGAGAAAUCAAGUUAAGGAACGUUUGUCUCAACUCCUGUCUGCUAGCAAACGGCAGCCUCCUAAUGAGUUGCUAGAGAAGAAACGAAUUCUUGAGGAGAACCCUCGGCUUCAUAGGCUUUAUCAAGACCUUGUGCCUAAGAAUCUACUGCAGCCUGAGGAGUUCUGGAGGGAAAUUGCUGCUGCAUACAAGAAAAAUCUAACACCUAAUAUGGAGAUGGGUAUUUCAGGAGCUUUCUUGGCUGACAUCAAACCUCAAACAGAUGGCACCAAUGGCAAGGUGCUGUACAACUUAACUCCUGAGAUCAUGCUGGCUGUGUUCAAGACUUAUCCUGCAGUGAAGAAGAAGCAUGAUGACUAUGUACCCCACCGCAUGACUGAGUCCGAGUUCUGGACAAGGUUCUUCCAAUCCCAUUACUACAGCGCUCACACCACAAGCCGGUCUGAAGAAGUCUUUUCUGAGUGUACCAAGUAUGAUGACAAAGAAUGGUCCAAGGAUCUAGGGAAGAUAGUGAGUGAUCCAAUCUUAAAUCUGGACAACAUCUACGAGACUCCAGCGUACGCUUCCACUCAGAACAGCUCGAGCAAUGCGGGCAGCAACUACAUGCAUGCUACCAUGAUCAAGCGGUUCAACCAGCACAGCCAAAACAUCCUGAAGGCCCAGACGCGUUCUGAGGCUGACCGUCUCUAUGACGAGAUGGUCGCCAAGAAUCCUGACGCCCUCACCAACGGGACUGCUCCUCCUGUGCCGCAGACCAAGAACAAAAAAGUAAAUUGGCGCGGCUGCAGGAAAAGCUGUAAGCCUGCAGCCGCUCACCAGUUGGACGAGCUGAACGAAGAGCUGUCGCGAGCAGUGGCGCAGUGGACGCCUGACCUGCGGUCUGCGCAGAAUCCCCAGUUGGCACACAAGACACUGCAGCUUGUGUCCGAGAGGUGUCGGGAGGGCCGCGCCGACACGCCGCAUACUAAUGGCGUGGUAGAGGAGCUGCCACAGGACCUGCGUCGUGACCUGUGCGCAGUGUACAGCAGCGGCGGGGAGCUGUUACGUCACUUCUGGUCCUGCUUCCCGCCCCGCAACGCGCAACUCAUCGCCAAACUCCACACACUCCACACCACACUCAACAAUUACCACCAGGCCACGCUGCGGCCUUUUCAGGAGAAAGCAAUCCGGGACUACAACUGCCGCAGCGGCCUCCUUGACCAUCUGGUCUACAUGUUCCACACCGCCAAUACGAAGUAUGAGAACUGGAAGUCUCGCUACGCGCCAAGAUGAACAUGCCUCUUCUAGUCUAGAGUUUACUUGUUCUUGCUUGUAAGUUCUCUAGAAUAGCAGAAAUGAUCCACGAUGCUUCCUCGCGUUCUUUUGAUAUUCAUCAUAGCGGUCAACUUAUUGGAGUUUCUAGUUAUUUACACGGUCACUAAUUAUAAAUUUUCAAAACUAUUAUUCCUUCAUGUCAAUAAAAUUAUUUGAAAUAUUGGGUAGCGAAUUUAUGAUUUCACCCAUCACCAAACGAAUAUUAAUUUGCCUAUCUGAAUAGCUUACUAAUUGUCUAUCUGAAUAACUUAAGAUACUUCCUUACGUACGGUACUUGUCUUACGUUAUGCUUGUUGCCAUAUGACGCCGCUGAAGGAGAUUGAAAUAAAUGCUACAUGCUUCAGAAACUUUACCGAAUUCCUGUAUUGAAUAAACUUUUUAGGAUAAGUGAAAAUUUUCUCUGAGAAAAUAUUAGAACAAAAGUGGACAUUUACCCGACAUACCGUACAUAGAAUAAAUAACCCGCUUAGUGAAGUAGGUGAAAAAUUUUCAGAUUAAAACGUACAUUUUUAUUUAGGUAAUAACCACCGAGGGCUCCGAAUAAAACUAUAUAUUCAGUUAUACAAGAAUUACACGUGUAUGUCUAUAAAGCUUCUCGUAAUAAUCAGCCUGGAGAAUUCGUUGCUGUGUAACAGCUUUGAAUUUGGCAUCGAUAGCGUAUGUACACGAUUGUGAGAAGCAAUAAAUGACCGGAAGAUUAUUAGAUACUACAAGGCCACUUAAGCUCUCCAGCGUAUGAACUGCACUUGUCAACAUGAGGUACAAUUCGGAAACUCGUUUAAUCCUAAUAGGACGUCGCACUUCUGUAUUCAAUUGUGAACAAAGAAUUUGAUGCAAAUAAUGCCGCGUCUCCAUGGUUGCAAAAAUAGUACCCAGAUUGAA